This is a messenger RNA of Theileria orientalis strain Shintoku, 1827 nucleotides long. RefSeq lists its product as hypothetical. Lineage: Eukaryota; Apicomplexa; Aconoidasida; Piroplasmida; Theileriidae. The record is from RefSeq and is a predicted model, not a curated record. The coding region runs from base 1 to 1827 and encodes 608 amino acids. The transcript has 3 exons.
AUGGGGAGAAUAAAAAGCGAUUUAGGCUAUAUAUAUGCUCUCUACAGCCCAGUACCAGAUGAUUUGGAAAACAAGGAUUCUAGAAUUCCAAAAUGUACCAUACAAAUAAUUUUUAAAAUGAGCUUUAUUCAUACAAAUGUAGAGACCUUUUCGUUAGGCACACUCAACGUUAUGGUCAAAAAUUUUAUGAUUGAGCUAUUUAUCAUCAUUUUUAUAAAAAAUUUAAAAGACUCAAAUAGUAUAUUAAUUUCAAGAAAGGAAGGCUCAAUUAACCCUUCCAAAUACCAAUGUUACGUAUCAAGCCCUUACACCUAUAUCGCACCUUACUCGAACCCUCGUAAAAAUUCUUGUAAAUUAUUUUCAAGAAACGCCUUAAAUGGAGAUUUCGGAGUGGAAUAUGAUACAAAAAAGUUGGAUUCCACAAAAACUUAUCAACUAGAGUGUGUUGUUCAGGAAUUUGGCCCAGUAAAUGUCGAUAAUCAUGGUAUAAAACAAACUUAUGACCGGGAAGGUGCUCAAAUAAGGAAAACAAAAACAAAGUUUGAGAACACGGACCCUAAAAAGGCUUACUCUUUAUCGGAUAUUGAUAUUGGACUCAUAAACAAUGUUGAUUGUAACAGAAUACUUGACGUUAAAUCAAUAUUUGAAGACGCGUUUCGAGAUGAAUCUUCUGAAACAUAUGGUUCGUAUAAGGAAAAGCUACUAAAGCUACUUGCCAGUGAGUUGGAUGGCAGCGGAUACAAUAACUCACUUGACCUGCUCUACAAUAGGUGGAAAACAAUGGAUAAUGUAGCUAUGUCAAGAGGGUAUAGAGUUUUGUUCAAUGAUCACUGGGUAAACAGGGAGUUCAACAGGCUGGUUCAGACCCUAGUUCGAAUCAUGCCAAGCAGAUUCGUCACUGACAUAUACUCCUUUGAAAUAGGAAUGAGGGCAAUAAAUAGAGCUUAUGUCGAUGGCUGGGUACUAUCGCUGGUACUUAUAUCAGUAAUGAAGUCAUUUGGAGUUGAAUACCUCAAAAGAGUGUCUGUGUUCAGAGACUUUGGCAAGGCUACACUUGAUGAAAUGGGCGGGUUCAAGAAUGCAAAAACCAGGUUUAAGAGGAACCUGGGAUACGAAUUUCACGACACGAACAAGGAAAGGUCAGAGCGCAUGGAUUCAGUGUACAACCAUGCCAUGUACUCGUGCUUCCACUCGAGGAAGUUUGUGACCCUAAUGUCACUGUUUUUAGAAAAGUUGGGAAUGAACGAUUCAAUAAAUGGCGAACUCGACCCAAAUUAUGAGUUACAUUUAAAUGAAGAUGAUAAAAGACAGCUGAAAGAGUUCUUAGAAAAACGCGAGAAUCGACUUGGGAGUGGAUUUGAUGAGCUGAUAGCAGAUUCACUAUCGCUGAUGUCAAGCACCGAUUUGUCAUACGACUUUGAGGUUAUUCAGAAUCACACUGUUUCACUAAAGUCGCUGGAGCCUACACAAAUGAAAGGGUCCGAUUGGUCAAUAUAUUUGAUACUGAAGCACUCUCUGAGUAACAUAUUCUCAACCAAUGAGAUUAUAGUUGCAAACGGAGACGCAACCGGUGAAACUUUGACCAAGUUUGGAAAGAACGACUCUAAGCUGAGCAGUAUACUACAACGAAGAACAAACCUGGAUAACAUAGUCAGUUAUUUGGAGGAGCUUUUCAUUUUUAUUUCAAAACUAACCUUUUUCUGUAAAAAUAGGCCCCGAUCCGAUGGAGAAAACUUGUUGGAAUCAACCAUUAACUACAUAAGGGGAUUUGAGGCAUCUGGGCGCCUACUAGGGGUUAGUUUCCAAAACGUAAUCAGUGACGCUUAG